GGCUCCAACAACUUUAUCGACCAAAUCAAAUGCAGGGGCUGCGGCGAACUCCUGUACAAGUACAACUUCGCGAAGGUCAACGACCAGAUGCUGCUGCAGUGCGUGCGCUCGAGGCAGUACUUCGACCGCCUGGAGACCACGGGCUCAGCUCAGCCUGGCCAGGCACACCCGACGGGGCCCUCCAGCGCCACGGAGGACGAGGUGAUCAGGAAGCUAACGGACGCGGAGGUGGAGCAGAUCAUCGAGAACGAGAGGAUGAAGAUAAGGGAGGAGGAGCGCUCGCGCCUCAUCAAGGCGAUCCGCAUGCCGACGAGCUCGGCCAGCAGCACGACGGAGGCGAUCCGCAUGCCGAACGAGGCGAUCCGCAUGCCGACGAGCUCGGUCAGCCAGCAGGAGCCGGACACCGUGAUCACCAUGGUGGUCGACGAGAGGAGCUUCGUGCAGCAGCCGCCCCCGGAGCCGGACGGAGGCUUUCAUCAUCUGGCGUGA
Molecule: messenger RNA, 489 nt
Organism: Prorocentrum cordatum
Lineage: Eukaryota; Dinophyceae; Prorocentrales; Prorocentraceae
Source: the annotation of a GenBank genome assembly